AUGCCCCCGUACCCAAGAGCCAUGAAUCCCCCCCCCCACAGGGGCUCACCCCCACCGGAGAGCUCCAUCCCCAAAAAGCCGACAAAACCACACCCACACAGUGCAAGCUCCACACACAGCCCCACUCAAAGCACCCUGCUGCAUCCUGCCCCCCACCACACAGUGUGCCGUGACGCCAAGGCAAGGUCCCUGCACAUCGGCACCCCAGCCUUUGCCCACAGACACCACGAGCAUCGCUCCCACAAUGGAACCCCCAACGUCCCCCACCACGCCCCCUAUAUGAUAGUCAGCAGAGCAGCACACCGCCAAGCCCGCCCAACCAUCUGGCCAGUGCCAGCAGCCUCAGCCCGCCUGCCCAUGAGAGGGAAACAUGCACCAUUGGGUAACCGAGCCGGGCAGGCCAACCACUCCAGGCCAAGUACAACCCGCCAGACGCCCCAGUGCAGGCACAAGACAUGCUCCACCCCCCACCCACCUGACCGCCAACCGCAGCCCGGUGCCCAGCCAGAGCCACGGAAGGAAGCAUUGGAGGAAGGCCACCACAGCACGCAAAGGACCAGGCAACCCACCAACCCCACACCCAAACCCCGGAGGAGCCCCAGCAAGCCGGCCACCCUCACUCCUGCACGGCACACCUCACUGCACCAAGAAGUUUGCCUCCUCCUUCCCCCUGCAUCUCAGCCUCUCAUCUUGUACAAAUUUGUGAGAACUCCUUUAGGCACAGCGGGAUGA
Molecule: messenger RNA, 732 nt
Organism: Girardinichthys multiradiatus
Lineage: Eukaryota; Metazoa; Chordata; Actinopteri; Cyprinodontiformes; Goodeidae
Product: extensin-like
Exons: 3
Coding region: 1-732 (243 amino acids)
Source: RefSeq, a predicted model, not a curated record